AUGUCAAAAAAGGUUAUAAUUGUUGGCGGACAUGGAAAUGUCUCUUUGCGGCUCGCCAAACUACUUUCGGCGACAAAAUCCGUCACAUCCAUAAUCAGAGAUGCCUCACAGAAUAAUGAUAUCAUGGAUGUAUCUGCAACACCUCUGGUCCUUUCUCUGGAGGAUUCUCCGGUUUCUGAUUUCACAAAAGCCUUUACAGGCCAAGAUGUUGUUUACUUCUCAGCUGGAGCGGGUGGCAAAGGCGGAGAAGAAAGGACGAAAAAGGUCGACUAUGAAGGCGCCGUCAAGGUCUUUGACGCUAUCGAAGGGGUAAGCAGCGCUAAGCCUAGGUUGAUCCUCGUAUCAGCCAUCGACAUUCGGGACCCAGAGAAGAUUCCUGCCCAUUACAAUGAAGAUGAUAUUGCCCGCUCUAAGAAAUAUAGAGAGGCUCUCAAGACAUACGUGCACUGGAAGUAUGAGGCGGACAAAAAUUUGACAAAACGCACUGCUUUCAAGUGGACUAUCCUCCGCCCUGGAACUCUGAGCAACAAUCCCGGCAAAGGGACAGCUUCCAUCGGGAGGGCACAUUUGAGCAAUCACAUAUCUAAGGACACCCACUUCAAGCUGGCUAUUAACAGUGAUAUUUCCUACAAGCGCGACGAUGUGGCCAAAGUUCUCGCGCUUCUCGCUGAUCGAGAAGACGCAGCUGGUCUGGCAAUCGACUUUGUAGGAGGAGAUACACCAAUCGAAGAAGGUUUGGACGCUUUCAUCAAGAAAGGAGAAACAGACUUCCUGGGAUGA
Messenger RNA from Psilocybe cubensis, 780 nucleotides. RefSeq names its product UPF0659 protein. Bases 1 to 780 code for a protein of 259 amino acids. The transcript has 4 exons. Lineage: Eukaryota; Fungi; Basidiomycota; Agaricomycetes; Agaricales; Agrocybaceae. The record is from RefSeq and is a predicted model, not a curated record.